ACGACUAUCGCAGUACACUUCGGACUGAUUAACGUCUACAGAGUAGGGAUUCUACCUGCUCAUUAGGCACCGGAAAAUAGUAGCAGUAUCCGACAGACGGGCAGUACCUUAGAUCACCUCGAAACGUUUUCUAGUUUAGUGGGGAAUUGAACAACAUGUUUCGAGUUUUGGCAAUUCUGAUGGUAUCUGUGUUGGUUUUCGGGUCAGUUCUCGGAGACAUAUCGCAGGACCCCUUGAAGAUUAACAACUUGGAAGAUAUGCAAUCUGACCUGGAAAAGAAACUACAAGAAAACGGAAUCGAUAUUCCUUUAAACGGAACUAAAAUCGACACAGAAAAAAUCGAAAAUGCCCUUAAAGAAAAAUGCAAGAACGAAAAUGCUGAAGAUGCCGUUGACGAACUAAAGGAACAGCAAAACGUCGUAAAAGACUGUGUCACCCAAUACAUAAACGGGACCCAAAUAAACGAGGAACUGGAAGAAGCGAAAAAAACCGGUUCAAUGGACGAAGUGUUUACAAAAUAUUGUAAAAAAUGGCCCGAUGUCUACAGUUGUUUUAAUAACGUCACCACGACUGUCAAAAAAUGCCUCAAUGAAAAGGAGGAAACUGUUCUGGACAAAUCUUUAAAGAUCGUACAGGAUUUUCAGGAGUUUAUGUGUUUCAAGGAGGGCGAUAGAUUGGCAAUGUUUGUGGCCCAAGGUGGAAUUGAAUGCCUUGACCAACAGCAGGAAGGUAUGAAAGAAUGUUUCAAUGCCACAAUCGGAGGCAGGUUACCUGAUCAGGAUACCCUUAGUGUUGCUACGUUGCCAACAUUCUUAUUUGAGGAAAAAGACUGCGAGGACUUCGAAAAGAUUCGCCUAUGCGUCAAUGGAGUUUUGGAAAAAUGCUCAGACACCACCCCAGCGAAUCUGGUGGAUGCCUCUUUCAAAUUCAUAAGGAAACAAAUGGAGUGUGCUGUACCUACAGUAGAUGCCAAAGCUACAGCUGUAGGAGCAAGUACGAGCUCUGCUGCCACCUUUAGGUCUGUACUGGCUGUUACGUUUAGUGUGCUAUUGUUAGGAAGAGUUUAUUAGGUUUAGUGCAAAGAAAAGUGUUUGUUUUUGAUUUCUGUCGGUAUUUGUUUAUUUAUUUUUGUGAUUAUCAAUAGGUAGUCUAAUUACUCAAAAUCAAUGCAUUUAGCAGCUAAGCAGUGAAAGUAAUAAAAUACAAUAUGUAUAUAUGAUAAUUAGUUGUGUAGGAAGUUGAUUCUUUUUAAAGGGUUUUGGGUACAAACCUUUUUAUACCCUUAAUUUUUUCAAGAAAAUUUGAUAAAACAUAUUCAAUAUGAAUUCCAUCUGAAAAUAUUAGUUAACAUAUUUAAAUAAUACGUAAUGUAAGUUUUAUAAGAAUCUGUAACAUAUUUGGUUAAUAAUAAACAUUAUUGUGAUAAUUAA
Anthonomus grandis grandis is the source of this 1430-nucleotide messenger RNA. Its product is annotated as 27 kDa glycoprotein-like. Lineage: Eukaryota; Metazoa; Arthropoda; Insecta; Coleoptera; Curculionidae. The record is from RefSeq and is a predicted model, not a curated record. The coding region runs from base 156 to 1070 and encodes 304 amino acids. The transcript has 5 exons.